Podarcis raffonei (Aeolian wall lizard) is the source of this 3315-nucleotide messenger RNA. RefSeq names its product retroviral integration site protein Fli-1 homolog. The record is from RefSeq and is a predicted model, not a curated record. Lineage: Eukaryota; Metazoa; Chordata; Lepidosauria; Squamata; Lacertidae. Gene Ontology annotation, molecular function: DNA-binding transcription factor activity, RNA polymerase II-specific; sequence-specific DNA binding. The transcript has 9 exons. Gene Ontology annotation, biological process: cell differentiation; regulation of transcription by RNA polymerase II. Gene Ontology annotation, cellular component: nucleus. Bases 145 to 1506 code for a protein of 453 amino acids.
UUAGACACACACACACACAUACACACACACACACCCGAGCCCUGUUCAUCCGGCCCCCUGUGCAAGAUCAGCCCCUGCCAAUGCAACUGAGCCAAGCGCCCAUGGAACUCUAGGCGGGAAGCAGCAGGUACAGGCAGGCGUGCCAUGGAUUGCACCAUCAAGGAGGCGCUGUCAGUCGUAAGCGAGGACCAGUCCAUAUUCGACCCAUCCUUUGGCACCCCGCAUCUCCUGAAGACAGAGCUGCCUUCGGUGGACAACUACGGUGGCAAGGAGGGCAUCGGUCUGGAGGAGCCCCAGUGGCAAGCCCAGGCCAACAGCAGAGGCCAUGUGGUGAAGCAGGAGAAUGAGCAGGUCAACUGCUCCAGCAGCAGGCAAUCGCCCGUGGACUGCAGUGUGACACGGAGGGGCAAAUCAGGGGGAGCAGUUGACCCGUCCCAGGUAUCCUAUCCAGGUGGAUACAACAACCAGCGCAGCAGCCCACCUGUUAACCCCCCCAGCGAGGAGAAGAGGGUCAUUGUCCCAGCAGACCCUGGCGUGUGGACCCACGAACACGUCCGCCAGUGGCUUGACUGGGCAGUGAAGGAGUACGACCUCAUCGACGUUGAAACCGGCCUCUUCCAGCAUGUGGACGGCAAGGAGCUGUGCAAACUUGGCAAGGAAGGUUUCCUGCGGCUCACUACACCAUACAACGCCGACGUGUUGCUGUCUCACCUCAGUUACCUGCGCCAGAGCAGCCCCACUUUUACGUAUCCGCCUGCGCCGGUCAUUACUCAGCAGCCCCCGCCCCCGCCACCCCCGAGGGCCCAAGUCAAAUCCGAGUCUGCAUAUGAAGAAAUACGGCGCAACAGCUGGGGCAGCGGCUCCAUCAGCACAACUUCCAAAGGUUCUCCACCACAGAUCCAGGGUGUCGGCAGGACUCCUGAUUCAACACGCAUUGCUCCAGAUCCAUACCAGGUCCUGGGACCCACUAGCAGCCGCUUGGCAAACCCAGGCAGCGGUCAGAUCCAGCUGUGGCAGUUCCUCCUGGAGCUGCUGUCGGACAGCAGCAACGCCAACUGCAUCACCUGGGAGGGCACGAACGGCGAGUUCAAGAUGACGGACCCCGACGAAGUGGCUCGGCGGUGGGGCGAGCGCAAGAGCAAGCCCAACAUGAACUACGACAAGCUGAGCCGGGCGUUGCGCUACUAUUACGACAAAAGCAUCAUGACCAAAGUGCACGGCAAGCGCUACGCCUACAAGUUCGAUUUCCAGGGCAUCAACCAGAGCCAGCAAGGGCAGCCGGGAGAACCUGCCCUCUACAAGUACCACCACACGGACCUGCCUUACCUCCCGCCCUACCACCAGCAGAAGGUGGGCUUCGGCCUGGGCCACGCCGCCCAGAUGCCCACCUCCCCCACAGGCUUCUUUGGGCCCACCUCCCCCUACUGGAAUUCCGGCGGGGGCAACCUCUACCCAAACCCCAACGUGCCCAGGCAGCCCGGAAGCCACUUGAGCUCUUUCUUCUAGUCCCCUUGAUGCCUCCGGGGCCCUUCAAGCUACUCUGACUCCUGCGGCAGCCAGCAGAGCUCAUUGUUCAGACAGCAGCCGAGCCCAAAGACUGUGAAUUAUCCUGGGUGGUGUGGAUGAAGGUCCUGCCACCAGGGGGCAACCCUCUCAUCUCCUUUGGCACUUAGUGCAACACCCAUCUGAUCUCCUCCUUCGCCACUAGGAGGUGAUGGACUUGGCUGGAACUUCUACAGCACAGACGGGGAGCCCGCAGCUCUCCUGUUGGUGUUGGGACUACAACUCCCAUCGUCCUUGACCCAAGGCUGGGGGUGAUGGGAAUUGGAGUCCGGCAACUUGGGGAAAGGGCCACAGCUGCCCCAUCCGCGGCUCCCGAGCGAAUGACAGAGCCUAAUAAGGGCUUCGAAUUUGCAUGCACCAUAGCAGAGGGAACUUGAGGUUGCAAGAGACUUGCUUGGCAUCUUUUCAUGGCUGGCCUAAGACGUUUUGCUGAUGACAAACACAGCUGAGCAGAGCAGGCUAAGGUGGGGAAACAGCACAGGCCGAGGGGGCCUGCAGCCUAGUUCUCCAGCCCUUUGCUGCCACACCUCUCACACACAAACACACACGACCUCUGCCACCUAAGGCGGCUGUCUCACUCUCCCUUAAUGCCAGUGGUACCCAGAGUGGUUUUCCAAUCAACCCCUCUUCCCAGGGAACUCUGAACUAUAGUUCUGUGAGGGGAAUAGGGGUUGCCUUAACAACUCUUUGGGACGCAGGUAGCGCUGGGGUCUAAACCACAGAGCCUAAGGCUUGCCGAUCAGAAGGUCGGCGGUUCGAAUCCCCGCGACGGGGUGAGCUCCUGUUGCUCGGUCCCUGCUCCUGCCAACCUAGCAGUUCGAAAGCACAUCAAAGUGCAAGUAGAUAAAUAGGUACCGCUCUGGCAGGAAGGUAAACGGUGUUUCCAUGCGCUGCUCUGGUUCACCAGAAGCGGUUUAGUCAUGCUGGCCACAUGACCCGGAAGCUGUACACCGGCUGCCUCGGCCAGUAAAGUGAGAUGAGUGCCGCAACCCCAGAGUCGUCCACGACUGGACCUAAUGGUCAGGGGUCCCUUUAACAACUCUUAGCGCCUCAAGCAAACUACAGUUCCCAAGAUUCUUUGGGGGUGGGGAGCCAUGGUGGUUUAAAUGUAUGCUUUAAAUCUAGGGUGUGAAUAUGCCAUAAUCGCCCUUGUAGAACUUAGCAGAGAAGACAAAACUAGAAUGAGUCAGCUCUGCCAGUCGUUGGUUCUGGCUUCCCCCUACUGUUGGGGUCCCUGCUUUCUGCCCUAUCGGCCCCAAUGGGCCACAGAGGAGGUCAAGCCUAUAUGUUAAGACUAGCAGCUGCUGGGGGAGGAGAGACACUGACAUACAGUACAGCCACAACAAUAGCAGCGCCAUUUUCUCUUGGAACAUCAAAUUCCACUCUCUGUUUCCAAACCCUGGUGUGACAAUAGAAGUAGCAUUUUCCAGCAUGGCAGUGAUGGUUGAAAAGGGCCUUUGCUCCUGACUUGGGCAUUUCCAGUGUAUUUGGGCGGUGGGGGGUGGGGGGGUGGGGAGAUUAAGGUAGCAAGUGCUUAUUGGCUAGCACUCAUGCCAUCACCAGGGCUGCUUUUGCCCCCUUAAGUCAGCCCACGUUUUCUGCAACUAUUUUUAAUGUUUUAAUGCUUAAGGUUCACGGUUUUAAUUUGCCAGGUGGGUGGGUGGGUGGGUAAGGAAAAGGGAGAACAUUUAUAUUCCUAUUUUUUAAAAGAUGCAUGUGUGGCAGUUUUAAAAUAAAUAUUAAGAGACACAA